This is a messenger RNA of Xiphophorus hellerii (green swordtail), 1118 nucleotides long. Its product is annotated as plexin-C1-like. Gene Ontology annotation, molecular function: semaphorin receptor activity; protein binding. Gene Ontology annotation, cellular component: plasma membrane; semaphorin receptor complex. The record is from RefSeq and is a predicted model, not a curated record. Lineage: Eukaryota; Metazoa; Chordata; Actinopteri; Cyprinodontiformes; Poeciliidae. Bases 41 to 667 code for a protein of 208 amino acids. Gene Ontology annotation, biological process: regulation of cell shape; regulation of cell migration; positive regulation of axonogenesis. The transcript is spliced from 5 exons.
GACUCUAAAACCAAAGGUUGUUCUUCUGAAACACGAUGACAUGACCUCUGUGUUGGCAACGAAGCAGAAGGCCUGGAUGGUGUUCUUCAUUGGAACAGCAGACGGAUUGCUUAUGAAGCUUGCUGUAGACAGGAACUUUAAGCCCACCUGUCCAGAGAUUCUCUACAGAGAGAGUGAAAAACGCAAAGUGUUUCCCAAAAUCCAUCUGGAUCAAGUGGAUCAGAACCAUGUGUAUUUGCAGCUCAAAAACAAGAUUGAGCGUGUUCCAGUGUCGAGGUGUAGCACUCACAGAAAUGUGAGGGCUUGUCUGUCGGCACAGGAUCCCCUCUGUGUGUGGUGUGUCUCUGAAGACAGCUGUACAUUUGAGGACUACUGCACAGAUUCAGAGUGGUUGUCCAUCCCUGAUGAGGCUCAACAGGAAAUGAUUUCCCACCGAGUUGUGAAGGUUUCCAGUGGAAUGGUCAAAGUAUUGAUUCAGACCCACCUGACUGUGCAGCAGAAGGUUCAGUCUAACUUCACCUGUGAAUUCUCCUCAAAUUCUAGUCAGAUUUGUAGGCAACAGGGGCUUUCAGCACAGUUCCCUCAAUGCACAUGCAUCCUUAUCGACACUCUGCUUACUGAUGGUAAUCAGCUUUUGUUAACUGAUCAAAGUAAUGUAAUAACCUGAUCGUUUAGAAUAUAUAAAGGUCAAUUCUUUCUAGUAAAGUAAAAACUAAAGACAGAAACAAUGUGAUAAUCUGUAAAAUAACAUUUUCUGUUUCUGUCUUUUUAAAUGUAAUAUGGCAGAAAACAGGUUUGAAGUUUGAAAAGUCAUCCUCUGUUUUUCAGUUCUAUGACAGGACAUUUUAACAAUUUGAAAGUUUCAGAUUUAUGUUUUUUCCUGUUUCAGUAAAAUCUGUUAAAAUGAUCAUAUCUUAAUGUGUUCUCUGCAACUUUAAAGGUUCCUUUGUCUCAAGAAAACAGAUUCAAAACGGUUGCCAUUUUCAACACAGUAUUUCAAUUACGCUACCCAAAUUUAUAUAUUCUUUGCUAAAAAAUAAAAAAAAGUGAAUUAUUGCUUUCUUAAAGGAAGUUUUGUAAAACUGUCGUAAUUCACAGUUCUGGAUGUCACCAUAAAG